UCACCAUGGAGUACGAUACCAAGACGCCGCUCUAUAACACCUCCGACAAGUCCUCCUUCGCCUACACGUCCGCCCGAGACCGCUGGCCUGUUAUCCUCACUGGCGCUAUCGACGAUGUCCACCGCGCCACCAUAAAAUCUGACGACCCUCAGACGCAGAAGGAGGGUAAGCAGAUUGUCGAAGGCCUGGCGAAGCUCAAGUACGAGCUGCAGCAUGACCGCCAAUUGACCCCGCUCCCGGACGUCGGCGAGCCGGACAUAGCUGGAUACAACAAGGAGCUGGAGCAGCUCGGCGCACCCAAAUGGUUCAAUGUGCCGUGGCUGUACGCGGAAUGCUACCUCUACAGGCGCGUUAGCACAUUGUUCAGUCUCUCUCAGAAAUGGAAGAGCUACGAUAUCUUUUCCAACCAAAAGAUGUCGACCUUCAAGUCCUCCCGUCCCGCCGUCCUUGAGCUCGCCGCAAGAUACAAGGAUCUCGUCACCCAGAUUCAAUCCGGAAACAGCAAGGAGUCGUCUAUGUCUGCGGAAGAGAAGGAGGCUGCGGACAGGAUUCUCUUCAUGGAGAUGUGCGAGAUCUGCCUGUGGGGUAACGCGACGGACCUGUCGCUCCUGACGAACCUCACCUACGAGGACAUCCAGAAGCUGCAGGGCUCAGAAGCGCGCAAGGCGGCGGAGAAGAACAUCAUCGCCAACGACCUGGGUGCAGCCUACGACGUUCUUCUGGCGGCCAAGAAGGCGGGGAAGAAAGAGCGCAGGCUGGACAUCGUCCUGGACAACGCCGGGUUCGAGCUGUUCGUCGACCUGAUCCUGGGAGGCUACCUGCUGUCGGCCGGCCUCGCCACCAACGUCGUCCUGCACCCGAAGUCGAUCCCGUGGUUCGUGUCAGACGUCCUGCCCAAGGACUUCAGUGACCUGCUGAACGCGCUGGCCGACCCCCAGACCUUCUACACCUCGCAGUCGGACGACGACAAGCACGCCGAGCGGACGCACCCGCCGCUGUCAGACAAGGAGCUCGGGGAGCUAGGCUUCCUGUUCCAGAACUGGAGCGACCACCACGCCGAAGGCCAGCUCACCAUCCGCCCGAACCGCUUCUGGACCGAAGGCGGCAGCUACUGGCGCCUUCCUAAGACGGCGCCCGAGCUGUACGAAGACCUCAAGACCAGCGAGCUCGUCAUAUUCAAGGGCGACCUCAACUACAGGAAGCUGACCGGCGAUGCAAUCUGGGACCCCACGACGUCCUUCCACGAGGCCAUCGGCCCACUCGGCCCCAGGUCUGGCCUCCGUACGCUGGCGCUGCGGACGUGCAAGGCCGAUGUCGUCGUCGGCCUGCCCGAGGGCCGCGACGAGGAGCUGAGGGCAUCGGAAAACGGCGGCGGCAACGAGUCCCGCAAAUGGGCUUGGAGUGGCAAGUGGGCUGUUGUCCAGUUCUGCGAUGGCAAGGCUUGAGCCGGCCUUGUUGGUUGCCGCUUUGCUCCGCACCUCGGGGUUUACUGUACAAUAUGCUAGAUACGCUUGCUAGAAUAGAGCUUAGAAACAACCUCAUGGCCCAC
Messenger RNA from Aplosporella prunicola CBS 121167, 1549 nucleotides. RefSeq lists its product as uncharacterized. Gene Ontology annotation, cellular component: cytoplasm; nucleus. Gene Ontology annotation, biological process: DNA damage response. The record is from RefSeq and is a predicted model, not a curated record. Lineage: Eukaryota; Fungi; Ascomycota; Dothideomycetes; Botryosphaeriales; Aplosporellaceae. The transcript has 5 exons. Gene Ontology annotation, molecular function: phosphatase activity. Bases 6 to 1445 code for a protein of 479 amino acids.